AUGGUUGCGGACAAGGAAAUCAAGAAUGUAGCGAGGUCUGUUAGAUUUAUAUUCACAGAUCGAGCGGUAGAAGACUUAGUAAAGGUGGGACAGAAUUUCAAAGAUCUUCAUCCAAAGAAGAAGACUCACAAGUUCCCUGAUGGCAUAGAUAGAACGGUCUUCUGUUUUGAUGGGACGAUUCCAAUCAACUAUAAGGUGCGUUGAUAAGAAAUGUUGAUUGUUUGUUGUUUAGGGUAAUGUUUAUCACAUUCCGGUGGCCAUGUUUUUCAUGGAGAAUCAUCCGUAUGCCGGACCUUACUGUUACGUCACGCCAACUGAGAGUAUGAUGAUCAAGGCGAGUAAAUAUGUGGACACGGAGGGAAGGGUCUAUCUUCCUUAUCUUACUGAAUGGCAAUACCCUAAUUAUGAUACCUGUGGUUUAAUUCAGGUAUGUCUUUCUUUAAUUUUUGAACCUUUUCCUCAUUUAUUUUGUCAUGUGAUUAAUAUGAAUUUUCAAAAAAACACGUUGUUUUAGGUGAUGACAAUCGCAUUCCAAGAGAAAUGUCCUGUGUAUGCCCGGAGUCAACAUGCCUCUCAACCGCCGCCACCUCCAGUGAUCCCCCCUUAUCCCACACAACCUCCAUCUCAAAUGCCACAACCUGCCAUGCCCUCGCCCUAUCCUCAACUCGGUCUUUCCAAUCCCCCUUACCCAUCGAACACCCCUUACCCAACUUCUUACCAGCCCUCUUAUCAGCCUUACGUGCCGGAUGUUCAUCAAAGUGGAUCCAGUCGGUCUCUGAAUACUCAAAAUGAUAUACCUACUAACUUUUACAAUACAAUUCAGCCAAAUCAUAUUAGAGAUAGUUUAACAACGGCUGUGGAGGCCAAACUAAAGGAACGUUUGAAGGAAUUGAUGGGUAGGUUUUACUUCUGUUUUUUUAUUAUUUUGUGUUAAGGUACUCCUUAUGCUGAAUUACAAUCAAUCGAAGUUAAUACCCAAGAGCUGAAAACUGGAAAUCAGAAGUUGAGAGAAAUGUUGGAUCAGAUGGAUAAGGAGCAAAGACGAUUGGAUGAUGUUAAGGCCAUCUACGAGGUAUGUGUUUACUCCCAACUGAACGGAUUUUGUAUCAUGGUGAACAUAAUUCAUUUUAGGAGAAACGGCAAGAACUAACCAAGGCGCUAGAGGCCGUUCGGUCAUCCGGAUCGAAUAAGAAUGUUGAAGAUACAGUAGAUGAAGCCAUCGAUGCAGCCUCUCCUCUUCACAAGCAGAUACUACAAUCAUAUGUGGAGGAUUGCGCGAUUGAUGAUACGAUCUAUGCUUUAGGGCAGGCAUUGAAGAAGGGUUCCAUCACUCUCCCCGUCUACUUGAAAUGUGUUCGUCAACUGUCCAGGAAGCAGUUCAGGAAACGAGCGACCUUACACAAGGCGAGACAAGCCGCAGGACUCCCGGUUUAA
Molecule: messenger RNA, 1434 nt
Organism: Bursaphelenchus xylophilus (pine wood nematode)
Lineage: Eukaryota; Metazoa; Nematoda; Chromadorea; Rhabditida; Aphelenchoididae
Source: the annotation of a GenBank genome assembly